AUGAUAAAGAAAGUACAUAUUUGUUUAUUUAUAAUUUUUUUUUAUGUUAUUUUUUUGAUACAUAUUUGUAAGGGCAUAAGAUUACAGAAUUAUAAAAAUGAACGAAUAAAUAAUAGACAUAUGUUGAAUACAAUACGAAAUAAUGUAUCUAUAUAUCAAAAUAAACAUAUAUCUAACAAUAAUACUAAAGAAAAUAAAUGUAAUAUAAUGAUAAAUUAUUAUGAUAAGUCAAAUAUAUUUUGUAAAAGUUUUCUUUUAUCCAUGGAAGAAAAGGAUAAUAUUAAAAACAUAAAGAAGAAGAUAGAAGAAAUCUAUGGUAUACCUUUAACAUUACAAGAGAUAUUAUAUGAUAAUAAAAAAUUAGAAAAUAACAUAACAAUACAAAAUAUAAUUAAAGAUAAACAAAUAAAAAUUCUUAAUUUACGAUUAAUAACUAUAUUACCACAUUUGUUUCUUCAAAAAGAUGAUGAUAACAAUACAAACAAAAGGAAUGAUGUAUCUUCAUCAUCAUCAUCAUCAUCUUUAUAUAAUAAUGAAUAUAUCAAAAGUAAUAAGCGUAUAACAUAUUUAAAAAACAAGUUAACUUAUUACGGUUAUUUAACAUUAUUAAAUGAAUACAAAAAAUUGUCUCAUAUAUUAGAAAACAAAAAAUAUAUUUUAAAAAAUGAUGAUAUUCUUGAAUCAUUUAAAUCUUUUGAUCAAGAAUUUGAAAAAACCUUAAAAAAUAAUAAUAUUAAUUUACAUAAAAUUAAAAAAGAAAUUAAUAAAUUAAAGCAUAUAGAUAAAAAAAAAUUAUUACUACGAUUAGAAGUAGAUUAUCCUUUAAUGAGUAAUAAUUUAACAAAACGUAUCAAACAAUUAUUUCAAUAUUAUUACAUGGGUGACAUUACAACAAUUAUAAAAUUCUCUAUCUUUUUUUAUAUUCUAUAUAAAUAUGCAGACUAUCCAAAUCAUAUAAAGAAAUUCUUUUUAUAUUUAUCUAUUUUAUUUCUAAUAUCUCCAUUUAAACCUUUUUAUAAAUUUUCACACUUUCUCUUUUUUUCUGUACCAAAUAAUAUACUUUUUUCAGGCUUUACAAAUAUUUUGUCUGCAUCCUAUCAACAAAUUUUGAUGUGUCAAUAA
Messenger RNA from Plasmodium falciparum 3D7, 1122 nucleotides. RefSeq names its product ubiquitin (gene Ub). Lineage: Eukaryota; Apicomplexa; Aconoidasida; Haemosporida; Plasmodiidae. The record is from RefSeq and is a predicted model, not a curated record.